Ambispora leptoticha is the source of this 1320-nucleotide messenger RNA. The record is from the annotation of a GenBank genome assembly. NCBI's taxonomy places the organism in Eukaryota, Fungi, Glomeromycota, Glomeromycetes, Archaeosporales, Ambisporaceae.
AUGCUAGCAAGAACAGUUUUCGUUGGAUUUCGAACAGCUAACAGUUUCCAAUGGACUAAAAGAUUGCUAAAUGUAACAUCACAAGCUUUUCAAAGCUUCUCAAAAGAUGAUGCUAAAGGCGAGAAAGUUCAUUUUCCCGGUGCCACCCAAAGCUAUUUUACAGAUAAAAUGCAGUUUAUUCAGAGUAUUGAUCCAAUUUCAACUUAUCGAGUAAUGGAUAAAGAAGGAAAAAUUUUGGAUCCUGCUCAAGAGCCUCGGGUUUCCGAAGACUUUGCUAUUAAAAUAUAUAAAGAUAUGAUCACAUUAAACAUUAUGGAUCUAAUUCUUUAUGAAGCACAGCGUCAAGGUCGUAUUAGCUUCUACAUGACUAACUACGGUGAAGAAGCUUAUAUAGGAAGUGCUGCCGCGCUCGACAACGAUGAUGUAAUAUUUGGUCAAUAUCGCGAAGCUGGUGUUCUCUUAUAUCGCGGAUUUGGACUCGAUGAAUUUAUGAAUCAAUGUUACAGCAACGAGCAGGAUAAUGGCAAAGGACGACAAAUGCCCGUUCAUUAUGGCUCAAAAGAAUUAAACUUUCAGACUAUCUCAUCACCUUUGGCCACGCAGAUACCACAGGCUGCUGGCGCGGCAUACGCGUUGAAAAUGAGUGGCAAGAAAAAUUGUGUAAUGUGUUACUUUGGGGAGGGGGCAGCGAGUGAAGGUGAUUUUCAUGCGGCGUUAAAUAUUGCGGCUACGAUGAAAUGUCCUGUCAUAUUUUUUUGUCGUAAUAAUGGUUUCGCGAUAUCCACACCUGCAUUAGAACAAUAUAAAGGUGAUGGUAUUGCUAGCCGUGGUAUUGGUUAUGGUGUAGAUACAAUUCGUGUUGAUGGAAAUGAUGUUUGGGCUGUGUUCAAUGCAACACGAACAGCACGGCAACUAGCAACUGACGAAAAUCGUCCGGUCUUAAUUGAAGCGAUGACCUAUCGAAUUGGGCAUCAUAGUACCUCGGAUGAUUCUUCGGCGUAUCGAUCUAAAACUGAGGUUGAAAAUUGGAAACGUCUUGAUAACCCAAUAAUUCGAUUACGAAAAUGGUUAGAAAAUAAGAAUUGGUGGAACGAAGAAAAGGAAAAUGAUUUCCGAUCAGAAACCCGAAAAGAAAUUCUAAAAUCUUUUUCUCGCGCAGAAAAACUUCGGAAACCGUCACUUACUGAACUAUUUAAUGAUGUCUAUGAUCAACCGACGUCAAAUCUAAUUGAACAGAAAAAAGAAUUAAAACGUUUAAUUGAAAAAUAUCCCGAGAAUUACAAAUUAAUUAAAUUCAAAAAUGAAGGAAACGAUUUAUAG